Carassius carassius (crucian carp) is the source of this 1398-nucleotide messenger RNA. It is a transcript of the gene polr3f, whose product is annotated as polymerase (RNA) III (DNA directed) polypeptide F. The record is from RefSeq and is a predicted model, not a curated record. Bases 166 to 1110 code for a protein of 314 amino acids. Gene Ontology annotation, biological process: transcription by RNA polymerase III. Gene Ontology annotation, cellular component: RNA polymerase III complex. The transcript is spliced from 9 exons. Lineage: Eukaryota; Metazoa; Chordata; Actinopteri; Cypriniformes; Cyprinidae.
UACUCAAUCUGGCAACCUCUCAACUCUCCCCGCCUAUCAAACGACCAUGAGCGCAGACUGAACUUCGACACAGCAUUUGACUUAAACUUUUAAUUUAUCGUCGAAUGUAUUAUUUAUAUUAUUGACAUUUGGCGUUCUCGUCAAGUAAUUCCAUCCUGACGAACAAUGACAGAAGUUAAAGUAAAAAAAGAGUCCACGGACCCUGUAGAUAUCGAGAAUAGGAUAAAAGAGUUGUGUCAGCAGUUUCCACAUGGGAUCACAGACCAGGUCAUCCAGAAUGACAUGCCUCAUGUUGAGGCGCAGCAGCGGGCCAUGGCCAUCAACAGACUGCUGUCUGUGGGUCAGUUAGACUUGCUCAAAAACAGCAAUGGCCUUUUAUACAGGCUCAAGGAUGCUCAGUCUGCAAGUAAAGUAAAAGGCUCUGAUACCCAAGAAAAGCUAGUUUACCAGAUCAUAGAAGAUGCUGGAAAUAAAGGAAUUUGGAGCAGAGACAUCCGAUACAAGAGUAACCUCCCACUCACAGAAAUCAAUAAAAUCCUCAAGAAUCUCGAGAGUAAGAAGCUCAUCAAAGCGGUGAAGUCUGUUGCGGCCUCUAAGAAGAAGGUCUACAUGCUGUAUAACCUGCAGCCGGACCGAUCUGUGACAGGAGGCGCCUGGUACAGCGAUCAGGAUUUUGAGUCGGAGUUUGUUGAGGUUCUCAACCAACAGUGCUUUAAGUUCCUGCAAAGUAAGGCUGAAGCAGCGAGAGACAGUAAGCAAAGCCCCAUGGUGCAAAGAAACAGCUCAUUUGCCACCUCUCAUGAAGUGUGGAAGUACAUCUGUGAGCUCGGCAUCAGCAAAGUGGAUUUAUCCAUGGAGGACAUUGAGACCAUUCUAAACACGCUGAUCUAUGAUGGCAAGGUGGAGAUGACUAUAAUCGCUGCUAAAGAGGGGACAGUGGGGUGUGUAGAUGGACAGAUGAAGCUCUACAGGGGUGUGAAUCCCAUAAUUCAACCCACCGGCCUGGUCAAAACACCAUGUGGACUGUGCCCGGUUUUUGAUGACUGUCAUGAAGGGGGCGAGAUCUCUCCAUCUAACUGUGUUUACAUGGCUGAGUGGCUGGAUUUCUGAAAAGCCAACCGGGUGUCUUUUGUUUUCUCUGUGGAGAAAGUAUUUUUCAUGCAGCGAUUCGAUGCAACUGAAGAUAUCUUUUUAUUUAUGUUUUGAACAUUAAUGGCUUUCAUUACUGGAGUAGAACAACAUUAAGUGAAUAAGAAGCAGCUUCCACCUGGUUGUCAGUGAAAUUGGACACAUAAGACUUAUCUUUUUCUUUUUUUGUUAUUGCUUCUCUUCACCCACAGAUAUGUCUUUAAAGAUGUACCAAAACCAUAUCGAUAAAUAAAGGUUUUCAUAUUUGUU